Molecule: messenger RNA, 283 nt
Organism: Phaethon lepturus (White-tailed tropicbird)
Lineage: Eukaryota; Metazoa; Chordata; Aves; Phaethontiformes; Phaethontidae
Product: PHD finger protein 19-like
Exons: 2
Source: RefSeq, a predicted model, not a curated record
GCUCUGCUGAUGGAGACCGCCAAGCUCAACCCCAUUAUCCGGGAUGUCUACGCAGCCGCUGGCCGUGUCCAGCAAGCACCAGCCGCCGCCUCAGCGCGGAGGGGCAACAGCUGCCGAGAGCUCAUGGUCAAGUUGACGGAGGGGCAGUACGUGCUGUGCCGCUGGACCGAUGGGCUCUAUUAUCUCGGAAAGAUCAAAAGGGUGAGUGGCUCCAAGCAGAGCUGCCUCGUCAUGUUUGAGGACAACUCCAAGUACUGGGUCCUCUGGAAGGACAUCCAGCAUG